Molecule: messenger RNA, 722 nt
Organism: Andrographis paniculata
Lineage: Eukaryota; Viridiplantae; Streptophyta; Magnoliopsida; Lamiales; Acanthaceae
Exons: 3
Coding region: 113-454 (113 amino acids)
Source: RefSeq, a predicted model, not a curated record
CUUCACUGCUUAUAUAUGCUCCCAAGUUUUUAGGGUUUUACUUCUUAAAGAGCUAAGCUAAGGGACACAAUACAUACAUAUAUAUAUAUAUAUAUUAUAUAUAUCGAAGAAUAUGAAGAAGUCUUAUUCUGGAUUGUUGUUCUUGUUCAUCUUCAUGUGGGCUGCUGCAGCUGUUGUUAUGUACAUUGGUUACUCCACCACCACCUCUUUUCCAGGCAAAAAUUUUACCGAGCAUAUUAUUGGGGAAACUUUUGGAAUCAAAAGUCGGAAGCUUAUGGAUAACCGAAGAAAAAAUGAAACAACUUUUGAACAUAUAGUCUUGGAAGAUUAUCGUCCAAUUGAUCCUGUGCCAAGUUCAAAGGCUUCAAUAAGACCGAAACCUAUUCAACACGGUGCUCCUCUAAUGCCGUACAUCCCAAAGCCGUCUCCUCCUCCAGGUAAACCGAACCAUUGAAGGUAAUAUAUAUAUAUAUAUAUAUGAUCGAUCCUUAACUAAAUAAUUGUAUUGCUAUGAUCGAUGUUCUAAAGAGCGAUCGUUGUAAUAGUUCCUAGCUAGUUUUCGACUAGCUAAAGGGAUAAGAAGGAAGAGUAUGUGUUGCCACACCUAAGUCUAUCUUCAUAUGUAUUGAUUGAUUGAUUGAUAUAUGUUCUUGUUUUAUAUAGAAAAAGAAACCAAAAAAAGAAGACUGAAAGUGAUCAAACACUAGAACAUUUGGAAAGAU